GCAGCCGGGAGAGGGCGAGCAGCUCCGGCCCAGCCCCAGCGCAGCCCGCCCCCCUCGCUGCUAGCCCAUUGCCAUGGCCCGGGCGGGUGCCAGCCUCUAAAGAUGCUGGGGGAGAGCCAGCAGCACCGGCCGGGCGGCUGGGAUCGCUGCAGGGUCGGGGAGAGGCUGCACGCGGCCCUGGCCGGCCUCCAGGAGCUCCAGGUGCUGCGGGAGAAGCAGCGGACGCUGGUGAGCGGAGCCCUGGCCAUGCAGCAGCAGCCGGCAGCCCGAGGGGACCCGGCGCGUAGCAAGGAGCACAGGCUGGAGGCCACGCUGACUGCCUUGAAGGAACAACUGUCACGUUUAAGGAGACAGGAUGUUGGCUUGAAAAGUCACCUGGAUCAGCUGGACCAGCAAAUAAGUGAACUGAAGCUGGAUGUCAGGAAGUCCUCUAGCGAAUACCUCGACAGUGACAGCAGACCCAGCUCAGGCUUUUACGACCUGAGCGAUGGUGGUUCCUGCUCACUAUCCAACUCUUGCACAUCUGUGUACAGUGAGUCCAUAUCCUCCUCCCACACCAGUCUGUUGCCGAGCUGUCAGCAGCCCAAAACACGGCUCAGUGUCUUUGAUUAUCGGCCCAAGUCUGCAGACGAAACCACUGUGCACACCACUAAGUUCCAGCACCAGGGAGUCUAUGUCAGUGAUGGAUGUCGAAUCAAGGCUAGCACGGACAUUUCUGGAACUCCUGCCAGGUCCAGACCAAGGCCAGUUUCCACAGGUGACCUGGAAAGACGUCUACCAGAAGACACUGGAUUUCAGAAAACGACAGACCCCAAAUCCGUGCCCCCGCUUUGUCAUGGGGUGGAAUUCCAGUUCCAGAGUGUGGACCCAAAAUACCAAAAUGACUUGGUCUCCAAGAGCGGCAAUGAUGUGUAUCCUUACCCAAGCCCUCUUCAUGCUGUGGCUUUACAAAGCCCACUUUUUUCUCUGGUGGGGGUACCAUUGGAAACAGACAACCACUCUUCCCCCAGUAAACCCAUGCCUAGUGUCACAAGUCCUAGCUUGAUUAGGACUAGGCCAGUCAUUGAGGCCAGGCCAGGGGGUUAUAUCAACAAACUGCUGCAGCUGACAAGAUGCAGAGGGAACAAUCAUGCAGAUGCCAGUGAGAGGGUUUCAACAAAGAGCCAGCCAUCCACAGUGCCCCAGAGACUCAUUAUAACCCCCAGCACUGGUGGAGUGAAAAUUAGCAGCAGCAGCAGCAGCCAGCUGGAAAAACAAGGGAGCUCUCUGGAAGGUAACAAAGCUGAAGGGAAACUGCGGAGGGAGGUGCCUGAAGGGGAAUGUGCCAAGCAGCAGGGGACUGUUCACUGUGUGAAUGUAGAGCAGCCAUCCACCCUGCCUGACCCAGAGUCAUCAGCUGUAAAUAGUUGUUACCCUGCCAAGUCAACAGCCAGAGGCUCUGCUCUGGCAGAAGCAGUGGGGAGAGGCCUGGAGCACAGUUCCUCCUGCUCACAGAUAUGCUACGAGGUCUCUAGUCCAGGUAUCUUGAACACUAAAGCUAUCCUUCCCAGAAAGCCUAACAGAAGGUGCAGCACCCUCAAGCUGGCUAAUGCGGGGGGUGAUGAGCCAGUGACUCAGAGUGAAUUUGUUCACGCCCAGUUUGUCCCUGCAGAAUCCCAUCAAGUCAGAGUGAGGUUUGCCAGCUCCAAAAUGAAGUCUGUGAAGGUUAAGAGAAGGAACAGUGAGAAGGUGCUAAGGCCUGGGAAGCAGACCCUUUGUGCAGAAAAGUCAAGGGGAGCCCAUGGAGCUGCCAGGCUGCCUGUUGAGUGGAAUUUGCCUCAAAAACAGCACGGAGGAAAGAGCCUUGUCAGGAGAUCUACAUACGCUGGAGAGGUUACUGGCAGGUCUUGUUCAGAGUCCAGCCUAUUCCCCGUGCAAUUCCGAAUCCCCCCAGCACCAUCCAGGCCUGAACUUUACCGGGCAUCUGCUAAUGCACUGUAUUCUCUUGAAACGGCUUACAUAGACACAGCCACCAAGAAAAAACAGCGUAAAUGGCAGUCCACUGUGGAGAUCUCAGCAAAGACUCACCUUGCCAGCCUCUCUAGUGGCUUUGGCCUAGGGCCACCAAGACAGCCAGUAAGGAGAGCAGGGGUCCUGCGUACUGUAAGCAUGAGGGCACGUUCGAAGCAUCACCGCCAUGGAACAUAUGCCAAAAGCGAGUCAGACCAUUCUGAAUACUCCGCUGAAUGUGCUUCCCUUUUCCACUCCACCAUUGCAGAGACCAGCGAAGGCGAGGUCAGUGAUUACACAACCAACUGCUUUGGGGACAGCGAGUCCAGUGAAAGUGAUUCAGAGGGCAGCAGCAAUAGCAGCAGCCUCACUCUUGACUAUGAUGAUGCCGAUGAAAGCGAGUUGGUCUGGCCCGAAGCUUCUGUCAGGCAGCCAGCAGCUGUCCAGGCCUCUUCCAAGCCUCUUCCCCCCAUGCCCAAAAUCUGUCGCAUCAAAGCUUCAAAGGCACUGAAGAAGAAGAUUAGGAGAUUCCAACCUGCCAGUCUAAAGGUUAUGACCAUGGUUUAAGUGAGAGCAAGCAUCUGUUUAUCCCAAUGAGAUAUCAUGCUGGCUCUGGCUCAUUUACAAAACAAAAGGACUUAUGCUCAAAGAAAAGGACAGUUUUAAAGGAACUCUGAACAACCUCCAGAUCCACAUAAGGGACCUUUUCAUUUGCUAAUGGCCAUAUAUUUGACCCUGUAUCUAAUUUCCUCUUUUGCCAUGUAGUCUGUAAAUAUGUAUUUGUGUAUAUAGCGUGAUGCCUUUUCUUCCUAUACUUCAGAGGUCACUGCAGUUAAAAACGAGGUGGCAAGCCCAAACAGCCUCGUCCAUAAGAUUUUCUGGGGAAGGCUUUUAGUGUCUGUUGCCCACGUGCACCCACAGAGCUUCCCCAGUUUGAGAUACAAAGGCCUCCCAAGAAGGGCAGCUCGUCCCCAACUGAAGAUACUGAAGCUUCCCUACACUAAGGAUCUCUCCACAACCUGAGAUGUGAGUCUUCUCCCAGUGAGACACCUAUGCACUCCUCCUAUUAGCCACCCAUCUUUUCCUGUGCCCAUCUGGUAGAGAACUAGAGAGCUCUCCUUGGUUUCCUCCACAUUAGGAUGGACCAUUCCCACACCAGCCCCGGUCACUAGGAGGCCGGGCCCCUUCUUCAAUAGAAAUAAUUAAAGUUUGAGAAGAGGGGAUGUAUUUGUGAAUAAGAACAAGAUUUUGAUUCUGUUUCUGUUUACAAAAUUGAGGGCAAAAAAUAAGGUUUAAAACCCCCUUUUAUGUUAUUUCAUUUAUUCAUGUGUUUUUUGAAUGGGCGAAAGAAUGUUACGAAUGCUCCAUAUCCUAGUGUGCAAAUAGCUGGGGCUGAGAGCACAAUAACUCUGCCCCUGCGGUUGCAGACUCAAUAAAUGCUAUUUAAUAUACUCCAGAAAACUGUUACUGUCUGGCUUCCUGAAAGAAAGCGAUUCAGUUUUAUUAGCAGCUGAUCUGAAAUGCAAAGGUUCUAAAGGGCCAAUGCUUGCCAGCGGUACCAAAGGAAAACAAAGAAAAGUCCAUGGUUUCACUAUGAUUUUGUGUGUCUGUUUUUCCAGACAGGGUGUUUCUCAGUCAAGGGUUGCUAGAGUUUGGUUGACCUUUAUCACUAACCCUUUUGGAUCUGUAGUUUAAGAAUCCUUGGGCCUGUAGUCCACUAUAUGCUGAUGGAAUGAGUUAACUACUUAGGGGAAAAAAAGGACUUGCACUCAAGGGUUAAUGUUGAUAAUAUAUUAAAAUACAUUUUAAACAAAAUCGAGACAUAUACAGAAAACCUUCCUGGUUUUGAGUGCACUCCCAUUCUAUGGGCUGCAGGAGACAAGUCUUUCCAAGCAGCUACUCUGAGGUCUGCAAUACCUACCAAGUGGAACCAGUGUGAUUUCACUUUUUAACUAGGGAGAGUAAAAGAAACUUACAUAUUGACAUGUGAAUUUACCAGUUAAAGAUGAAGCCAAUUGUACUUCGCAUUUAAAAAUGAACAUAUUUAAACUGUAG
Terrapene triunguis (Three-toed box turtle) is the source of this 4044-nucleotide messenger RNA. It is a transcript of the gene DACT2, whose product is annotated as dishevelled binding antagonist of beta catenin 2. Lineage: Eukaryota; Metazoa; Chordata; Testudines; Emydidae. The coding region runs from base 103 to 2556 and encodes 817 amino acids. Gene Ontology annotation, biological process: negative regulation of nodal signaling pathway. The record is from RefSeq and is a predicted model, not a curated record. The transcript has 4 exons. Gene Ontology annotation, cellular component: cytoplasm.